Messenger RNA from Hibiscus syriacus, 1011 nucleotides. RefSeq names its product zinc finger protein ZAT4-like. The transcript is spliced from 2 exons. The record is from RefSeq and is a predicted model, not a curated record. Bases 38 to 799 code for a protein of 253 amino acids. Gene Ontology annotation, biological process: regulation of DNA-templated transcription. NCBI's taxonomy places the organism in Eukaryota, Viridiplantae, Streptophyta, Magnoliopsida, Malvales, Malvaceae.
CUUAAAACUCUCCGGCAACUGUGUUUGAACUCCGGCAAUGGACAAACAUAAGUGCAGGUUAUGUUUCAAAAGCUUUGCAAAUGGAAGAGCUUUGGGUGGUCAUAUGAGGUCUCACAUGUUCAAUCUUCCUCUUCCUCCCAAACUUGCAGACCAUGAACCAACGAAUCAACUCAUCCAUGAGUCCGAGUCGGCCUCGGCUUCGGCUUCUUAUUCGUCUUCAUCGGAAGAGGAAAAAGGUCAGUCUUACGGGGUUCGAGAGAAUCCCAAGAGAAGUGUUCGGUUGGUAGAUCCUGUGUUUGUCCAUGCUGCUGGCUCCGUUGUUCUUCAAGACAGAGAAAAAGAAACAUAUGAAUCACAAGAGCACUUCAAAUCAAGCAAGGUUAUUAGAACAAGUCGAGGCAAGUACAGGUGCGAAAAGUGCAAUAAAGUUUUUAAAUCGUACCAAGCACUGGGUGGACACAGAGCGAGUCACAAAAAAACGAAACCUUACUCGCCGGCAACUCAUGAAACAGUAUUGGAAACUGAAAAUAUGGGCACUACUAGUAGAUCAAUUACAGACAAGAAAAUCCACGAAUGUCCUGUUUGUUUCAGAGUCUUCUCAUCUGGACAAGCUCUUGGUGGACACAAAAGAUCUCAUGUAAUAAAUGGUCAAGCGGCAACAACCCUUGUCAAAAUUUCCAGAAAGUUAAAAGACAGUUUCAUAGAUCUUAAUCUUCCUGCUCCGACGGACGAAGAUGACGCUAGCCAAAUCGAACUUUCCGCGGUGUCUGAUGCCGAAUUUGCCAACCGCAUCAAGUGACCCACGGCUUUACAGCAAUGUUUAAUUGAUCCAAAUCCAAAGGUAAAGUUUAGGCUUUGUUAAGACCGUUUCUUCUACUCUAUUCUAACUGUAAUUCUUUCCUCUGGGUUGUCUUUAAAGUUGUGUUCGUAAGGAACUUGAUCAUUGAUUACAAUUCCCAGGGAAGACAAGAUUUUUAGACAUGCUUUUGUUCAUUUCUUGGUCACUGUUGG